Messenger RNA from Pungitius pungitius (ninespine stickleback), 4075 nucleotides. RefSeq names its product sprouty related EVH1 domain containing 2a (gene spred2a). The record is from RefSeq and is a predicted model, not a curated record. The transcript is spliced from 6 exons. The coding region runs from base 1856 to 3154 and encodes 432 amino acids. Gene Ontology annotation, cellular component: membrane. Gene Ontology annotation, biological process: negative regulation of MAPK cascade; multicellular organism development. Lineage: Eukaryota; Metazoa; Chordata; Actinopteri; Perciformes; Gasterosteidae. Gene Ontology annotation, molecular function: protein kinase binding.
CGAAUAACGGCGUGGAGCCGGUCUCCACCACAGGAAGUGGGGGCGCGUUCCCUUCAGGGGGCUCACGCGGUGUCGAAGACGGUACACCGGGGGGGGGCGCUUUGGGGCGGGGCUUGCUGUGAUCGACAGGGACAACAACAUGGUUACGUGCAUUGUCCCCCCCCUACGUCAAUCUAUGCUUCUAUUCAGGCAUUUUGUUGGAAGCUACACACAAAGAAUGAUGAAACAGAGGAGUUGUUGUAUUGAUUGUGUGGAUCUGGAUCACCUGUGUGUGUGUGUGUGUGUGUGUGUGUGUGUGUGUGUGUGCAGGUCUGAGUGGGUCCACAGAGCUUUUCUUCCUGUGUGACUCAGGCGCGAUGGAGGCGUUCUUAUCGCUGCUUGUUUGAACCGGCGCUGAUCUCAGAGCUGUUCUAUCUCGACGGUUCUGGUUCUGUUCACUUCGGACGACACACGUUUGCUCGUAAACGCAAACUUUAUAUUUACACAAAAUGUCAAAUUGACCCAAUAAUAAGCCAGUAUAUAAUAGAAAGGGUCAAUUUUGCACCAAUCAUCUUAUUGAAAAAUGAAAAGAUACAUUAGUCCAAACAACACACUAAUUUAAUGAUGAUAGAGAGAUUCUGUUGGAUCAACUUAUCCUUAUCAGGAGAAUAAAAAUGAGUCAUGAGUCAUCGGAUGCAGGUUUUGACCUUUGACCUGUGAUCUGGUCGGGUUCAAUCGGAAAAUGUUUGUCCUCAAGGAGCACCUUCUGGAUUCAGAGUUCAUCACAAGCUAAAAUGUGCUCCACAUACACAAUGAGACAACAAUCUUAAAUUCCCAAAUGUCCCCAGUGAGAUACUAUUUCAUUUAUAUCAUUUCUGUCUAAUUGUUGAUUAAGUAACAUUUUAUUUCCAUUGGAGGGUUUGCGUGCUGGAUUUAUCUCACACGCCAUCUUAUCAGCGCGUAUUUCAUCAGGUUCUGACAUUGGUCCAAUGACAUCACCACACCUGUGCGGGUGGAGGUGGGCGUUGAACUACAUGCUGAACUUUUGACCUUCUCUUUAUGAGCCUGAAAGCACGGAGACACCUUACACACACACACACACACACACACACACACACUCCUGAUAAAAGCAGUCCUCCCACCAACGUUCAACCUACAUUUUCUAACCUGCAAAGACCUCAGGAGGAUGUUGUGUGUGUGUGUGUGUGUGUGUGUGUUGUGAUAUUAUAUAACACACACACAGAGCUACACAACACUGGAGCCCUCCAGACAAAUGGACAGAAGACAUAAUUGGUCCCAACGUGCACCGAGAGGAACGUCUCUGACAAUCCGCCGGAUCAACUCCUUCUGCCCGGAUCCCGUGAGUCACUCAGAAGGAUGGAAAUGGCGGACAGAGCAAAGCGAGGACCAAAGUCGCGGUGAACCUUGAGUGAUUCUCCGGGCCGGUGGAGAUGCGCCGAGAGGAACAAACCGCCACGUUUUACACAAUCAUUCAUUUUGUAAGUGAAGGUGCCACUGUUUGCAAAUGGAGGAUCUCUCAUUCUGGAACCAAACUCCAGCGUGUAGUCCCUCCUGUGUGUGUGUGUGUGUGUGUGUGUGUGUGUUGUCACUGCACGCUGCCGGCAAAUGCAGUGAUGACUCAUGCUACACACACACACACACACACACACACACACAAACGCCAUCUGUUUGACAGGCAGGCUGAAUCACACAGCCGAGGGAAGCGGUGUGUGUGUGCGUGCGCGUCUGUGUGUGUGUGUGUGUGUGUGUGUGAGGCCUGAUGUGGCGUUGGCGGCGCGCGGCAGCACAGCUCGGCAGCCUGUCGUCAGCGGAGAUCGGCGUGACACUGUGACCGUGGAAACAGGAUGUACGAGAGAUGUCUGAGCAUCAAAGUGACAGCUACAUUGUGCGCGUCAAAGCGGUGGUGAUGACCAGGGACGAUUCGAGCGGCGGCUGGUUGGCGCAGGACGGCUGCCUGAGCCGAGUGGGCGUCUGCAGGCUGCGGCCCAGCGAACUGCUGGGACGCAACGUCUUCCUCAUCCACGGGGAGCGGCUCAAAGACAAGCAGGUGAUCCUGGAGUGUUUCUUGAAGAAGGAUCUGGUCUACACGAAGGCCACGCCCACGUUCCACCACUGGAAGGUGGACAACAGGAGGUGCGGCCUGACCUUCCAGAGCCCGGCCGACGCCAGAGCCUUCGACCGCGGCGUGAGGAAGGCCUUGGAGGACCUGACCGAAGGCUCGACCACGUCGUCGUCGACGCUGCAGAACGAGGCGGAGCUCGGCGAUGACGACGUCUUCACGACGGCCACCGACAGCUCGUCCAACUCGUCCCAGAAGAGAGAGCCGGCGAUGCGCGCGCUGCCCCCCCCCCACACCUUCUGCGAGGCCCGCCGGCACCACUGCAUCCUGGGACAUUUUUACGAGCACCACCGGCCCUCCGAACACUACUUCCUGGACCAGGCGGUGCACACGUUCCCUCGCCACGUCAGCUUCCAGGUGGAGGACGAAGAGAUCGUGCGCAUCAACCCGCGCGAGCGCACCUGGCUCACGGGCUACGAGGACUACCGGCACGCCAACUCCCCGCGCGGCAAGCCGCCGGACCGCCCCGGCGCCCUCGACGCCCUCGACGCCUACGUGCACUUCGCCAAGGGCGCCCCGCCCAAACACGGCUGCGCCUACCCGUACCCGCUGAGCUGCGGCGUGCAGCGGGGCGGCAAACCCGGCCGCCCGGAGUACGCCGGUGGCGGCUGCGGCGGCCGCAGGGCGGCGGUGACGGCGCAGCCGCGGGCCGCGGCGCCGCCCAAAGGCAAGAGGCGGAAGGAGGAUGGCGAGCGCUCGCGCUGCGUCUACUGCCAGGACAUGUUCAACCACGAGGACAACGGGCGGGGCCGCUGCCAGGAGGCGCCCGACCCCGUGCAGACCUGCAUCCGCCGCGUCAGCUUCAUGUGGUGCGCCGACAGCCUGCUGUACCACUGCAUGUCGGACACGGAGGGCGACUACUCGGACCCGUGCUCCUGCGACGCCGCCGACGAGCGCUUCUGCCUGCGCUGGUCGGCGCUGGUGGGCCUGUCGCUGCUGGCGCCCUGCAUGUGCUGCUACGCCCCCCUCAGGGCGUGCUACCGCUGCGGCGUGGCCUGCCGCUGCUGCGGCGGGAAGCACAAAGCGGCGGGCUGAGCAGGAGGCCCCGCCCCCUUCCUCCCGGGUCCGGUGGGACGAGGGGAGGAGGAGAUCCAAUCCUCGCUCAGACUGAUCAGAGAUUCUUUAUUUAAUAUAUGAAAUACUAUAGAUAUAAUGUAUAUAUAUAUAUACUAUAUAUAUAUAAAUAUAUAUAGGUAUAUGGGUACAUUCUAUUUUUACACUCGUUGUUCUGUUUCUUCGUGGUCAGGAUGUCGUAGGGUUCAGGAGUGGAAUAGAACAUUAACAACGCGUGUCUUCGUCGUAUUUCCGCUGGCAUCAGAACCAGCGCUGUGUGUCGUUUCUACGGCAGCCCGGAAGGGUCAAAACCGGGCUGCGGCUCCGCCGAUGGCCUUUUUCCCGCCACUCGACCCUCCGCGUGGUCACCGGAGCACGAGGAGACGCCACAAUUUAGGAACAUUUUGAAACUGUCUUUUUCUUCUGUCUUCAAGCUCAAUCACAUUCUCGGCAACGUGUCCCUCUGACAAUCAGUGAUCAAUAACCUACUUUUGCAGCUAUGAAAAGUGACAACAACUAAAAAUCGGCUCCGUUUGACCUCGUUGAAUCAAGGCCUGUUGAGUGCUGGUCAUACUGGUCUGUCUUCACUGGUUUGUGGUCCGGAGGUUUGUUUUAUUGGAACAGAGAACACAGAACACUGUGUGUGUGUGUGUGUGUGUGUGUGUGUGUGUGUGUGUGUGAUUCUUUCACUGUGUUCAAUCAACACCAGAACAAUCAAACUUUUUUUUUGAGCCAAAUUCAAAAUGGUUUUGAUUCUUCUCUACAAAAGUCUGACAAUACCAACGACAAAAAUAACAGUCAUUCUAAACCUGUCGAUUAGAUAAAAGUAUCAUUCAAUGAAUAUCAAUUAAGCAACAAAAGAAUAAAGCAACUGAUGCUCCAUUUAUUGUGAAAACAAACAUA